Molecule: messenger RNA, 309 nt
Organism: Metarhizium album ARSEF 1941
Lineage: Eukaryota; Fungi; Ascomycota; Sordariomycetes; Hypocreales; Clavicipitaceae
Exons: 2
Coding region: 1-309 (102 amino acids)
Source: RefSeq, a predicted model, not a curated record
AUGAGGUUCUACGUCCCCGUGCUGCUCAUCGCUGUCGGCACCCAAGCCAACGGGGCUCUGCCCUUUCCUCCGGACCUCACCGCAUUACUCAACCUUCUUGUCACAGAGACAAAGUGCCCCUUCAAGUGCUUCAUUGAUGCCGGCAACGACAUCAAGUCCUGCGAGUCCGGCAUCGUUAAUGCCUUCUGCAGCAGCCUGGCUGAUAUCAAGACUGGUACCGCGGCGUGCCUCCAGGACAAAUGUAAUGCCAGUGAUGACAUUGUCAAAUUUAUGCACAUGUUUUUCGACCAGAUUGCCUGCAAGGAAUGA